UCCAGACUCCGUGAAUUCAUAUGAAACUUUAAAUUCGAAAAUUCAUCUUGAAGAACAUGAUAGUACAUACGGCAAUUUAAAUGAAUAUAAUUAUGAAAAUAACGAUAAAAUUCUCAUCCAAUUGCCAUCACAAAAUCACAUUGUUGACAGCAAUUCUGUUUCGAUUCCUAUCGAACCUGAAGAAAUUUCAGAACAGCAAUCUUAUCCACAAAAAAUUCUAAAACGGUUUGAAUUACUAAAUGGAAAUUUAGUAUUAGAUUUUCCAGUGCCUACAAAACUUUUAAAUAAUAUUCCCAAUAAUAACUCAAAAGAAUUCACACAUAUGAGAUACACUGCCUGCACAAGCACACCAGAAACAUUUAAAGAAAAUUUUACACUUCGUCAAAUAGAAUAUAAACCUUCAAGACAAACCGAAUUAUUUAUUGUAAUAACUGUGCAUUUUGAUGAGACUGAAAUUCAAUUAUCCCGUACUCUUCAUGGAAUCAUGGAAAAUAUUGCUUACCUUUGCUCUCUCAGAGAUUCUCCGACGUGGGGUAAAGAUGGAUGGAAAAAAGUCGUAGUAUGCAUAAUUUCCGAUGGUCGUAAUAAUACAAAUGAACAAGUUUUGGCAUAUUUGACUGCUCUUGGUGUCUAUCAAAAUGAUAUUGCAAAGGCCAAAGUGGAUAAUAAAGUUGUCGAAGCACAUAUAUAUGAGCACACAAGUUCUAUUUCAAUUGAAUAUUUUACUGAUUCUGUUCAAAUGAAGGCGGAUGAUGAAAUUGUUCCAACCCAACUACUUUUCUGUCUUACUGAAAAGAGCAAAAAAGGAGUCUAUCCUUAUCAAUGGUUUUUUGAUGCCUUUUGUCCAAUACUUGUCCCUAAAAUAUGUGUUCUUAUUGACGCUGGUAUUAAACCAGGUUAUGGAUCUCUCUAUAACUUGUGGAAUACACUAUUUGUAAAUCCUCAGGUCGCAGGUGUUUGUGGUUAUAUAGAUUUCAUAAAAGGUGGAAGCAAAAUCAAAACAUUAAACCCAAUUGCGAGUGCUCAAAAUUUCAAUUAUAAAAUGUCAUAUAUUCUGGAUAAACCAUUUGAAUCAGCCUUUGGCCAUAUUACUUCUUUAUCUGAAGGCUUCUCUGCCUAUCGAUAUCUUGCCCUUCAAAACUGCACUGAAGAAAUAUCUACUAAUAAUAUUAUUACUCAUAUUCUUAACUUUGAUUUGGUUACAAGACAUAAUGAUUCUUGGACAUUGUAUUAUCAAAAGUCAGCUCAAGCUGAAAUGGAUAUGCCUGAAACUUUACCUGAAUUAGUUCACCAACAAAAUUAUUUUUUUGCAAAUCAAAGUUAUAUACCAAGCCUAUGA
Messenger RNA from Scutellospora calospora, 1339 nucleotides. Lineage: Eukaryota; Fungi; Glomeromycota; Glomeromycetes; Diversisporales; Gigasporaceae. The record is from the annotation of a GenBank genome assembly.